AUGUUGGAAAUCUUCAGUCUAGUUAGUUUGCAGGAGCAGGGCAUGGAUGGAUAUACAGCUUCCAUAAGAGAUUAUGACCCAAAUUCUCAAGACCAGACUUGGUUGGACAACGAGCCUCGGGGCCAGCAGCCACAGCCCAUUUACGUCAAUAACAGCAUCAUUAACAACAACAACAACAACAGUCAGGCUAAAGGCACUGGCAACUCAGCUGCAUUAUCUGCCUUUCCGGGGGGUUUCGAACACCAUCCACCUGUCGGCAGAGCCUCAAAUUAUUAG
Molecule: messenger RNA, 276 nt
Organism: Protopolystoma xenopodis
Lineage: Eukaryota; Metazoa; Platyhelminthes; Monogenea; Polystomatidea; Polystomatidae
Source: the annotation of a GenBank genome assembly